CACGACAUGCAUAGAUUAUCUCUCUUCCUUACCAUGUUUCGAAAUGGAAAUGCCGAAGCCGAAGUGAGCGGCAGUGCUGACGCCGUAAAAAUGGCGACCAACAUGCUGCCGUCGUCCCCGUCUCCGUCUCCGCCUCCUACUUCGCGCUCGCUACAGGCCCCGACCAAUGCUGCACGCCGGUUGCUGGACGCGGCGUCUUCUCCCCAGAGGCGGCAUGCCCAUGCCCCGGCACAGCGCGCGCGGCCCGCGGCUGCGGCCUUCGCGCGGGAGAUCGGCGCCUGCGUGCGAGCGCGGCGCUGGGGCGCGGCCUGCGAGGCGUUCGCAGCCAUGCGCGCCGCGGGGCCAACCCCCGACAGGUUCCUCCUCCCGCAGGUGCUCCGCGCCUGCGCCGGGGCCGGGGCGUCCCGCCUCGCCGCCGCCGCGCACGCGCUCGCCGCAAAGGGCGGGCCCGGGCUCGCUGACGACGCCGUGGUAGGGAACGCAGUCGUUGCCAUGUACGCCGCGCUCGGGGACGUCGACGCCGCGCGGGCGGCGUUCGCAUCCCUCCACGAACCCGACGUCGUGGCGUGGACGGCUGUCGUCAGCGCGUACGCCAACGCCGGGGAGCUCGACGAGGCUCUAGGGCUGUUUGAAUCGAUGCAAGCCAGCGGCGUGCGGCCGGAUGUGAUUUCAUGGAACACGCUGGUGUCUGGGUUCGCGAGGAAUGGAGACCUUGGUGCUGCGCUGCAUCUGUUUGAUGAAAUGCGGCUGAGGGGUGUCAAGCCGCGGGUCAGUUCUUGGAAUUGCAUCAUCUCUGGUUGCGUCCAGAACUCACGCUACGAUGAGGCUUUGGGCAUCUUCCAGGAGAUGUGCGAGACCGAGAUGCCCGAUGCAGUGACUGUUGCUAGUAUACUCCCUGCUUGCACUGGCUUGAUGGCACUAGGCAUUGGAAAGCAGCUGCAUUCUUAUGUUGUACGGUGUGGGAUCAAAUUAAAUGUUUACAUUGGUUCUUCUUUGAUUGGCAUGUACUCUGAGUGCAGGCAGUUUGCUUAUGCAAGAAGUGUGUUUUCUGCCAUUGAUGAGAGGAAUGUCACUGUAUGGAAUGAGUUGAUUCAGUCAUAUAUCAAUGAUGGGAGGAUGGACAAGGCGUGGGAAGCUUUUAACUUGAUGCAGGAGGAUGGGUUGGAGCCUGACAUUGUCACAUAUAACAGUUUCAUUUCUGGAUAUGCUAGAACAGGUCAGAAAGAACUAGCGUAUGAACUGUUGUCAGGCAUGGCCAAUUUCAGCUUGAAGCCUACUGUGAUAUCGAUGAAUGCGUUAAUAUCUGGCUUGCAUCACUAUGGCCUCUGUGCAGAUGCACUGGAAGCUUUCAGAUACAUGCAGCUCCCGAACAGAGAAGCAAAGCACUGGUCAUUUCAUGAUAAUAACAGCCCAAUUCAACCAAAUGGGACUACCAUCACUAGUGUCCUUUCACUAUUGACUGACCUUAAGUUACACCGUUUCGGCAAGGAAGUGCACUGUUAUGCUUUGAGGAAUGGUUUGACAUCAAACAUAUUUGUUUCUAGCAAAUUGGUUGACCUUUAUGGUAAAACUGGUGAUAUGGUAUCUGCUGCCAAUUUUUUCCAGGGAAUCAGGAAUAAGAAUGUUGUCACGUGGAACAGUCUGCUAGCAGCUUACAAGCAUAACAGGAAGCCAGAAGUUGCUUUGAAACUGUUCUACGAAAUGCUCAAGUCUGAUUUACUUCCUAACUUGGUGACAAUGCAUAUAGUUCUUCUGUCUUCUGGUAUGACGAUGGCACUGAGAUAUGGAAGAGAACUACAUGGUUACAUUAAUAAAAACUGGUUUGGUGGUUAUCCAGAUACUCUUGCAACUGCAUUGAUAGAUAUGUAUGGGAAAUGUGGUAAGAUUGAUGAUGCUAGAUUGGUUUUUGAGUGUACUGUUGAAAAGGAUAUAGCAGUAUGGAAUGCAAUGAUGAGUUGCUACUUGCUUCAUAGGAUGCCUAGAGAUGUUAAAAGAUUGUUCAAGUAUAUCGAACACUCUAGAAUUCAACCAGAUCAUGUUACUUUCGUUAUACUUCUUUCAGCUUGUAAGCAAGAAGGUUCCAUGGAGGAAGCUCGGAGCUAUUUAUACAGUAUGGAAGAUUUGUAUUGCAUAAAACCAACUUUAAAACACUAUACCUGCAUGGUUGACAUCAUGGGAACAGCUGGUUUACUGGAGGAGUCACUAGAACUUAUCCAGAAGAUGCCACUUGAGCCGGAUGCAUGCCUAUGGUCUACUGUUCUCAAAGCUUGUAAGCUACACUCAAAUUUGGAGGUUGCGGAUAAGGCUGCAAAAGCUCUUUUUGAGCUCGAACCAAAUAAUACUUCAAACUACAUGGCGCUUUCCAAUAUAUAUGCCAACAACGGCCUGUGGGAUUUCACUGACUCUGUCAGAGAUGCUAUGACAGAGCAAGGGUUGCAUGUGGAGAGACAAUGCAGCUUGCUAUAUCUUGGUACAAAUGUGGAUUCAUUUGAGGCUGGAGUUAUGUCUCAUCCUGCAUUCGAGAAUAUUUUGAAUGCAUGGAAGGACGUAGCUAGUAGAAUGGAACAAUCUGGGUAUGCUCCUCAGGAUAAUGAGCCCUAUUGCAAUGUAGAAGUUGAUCCGUUGUCAUGCCACCAUACUGAGCGGAUUGCGGUGUGUUACGGACUUAUAUCCAUGUGUGCUCAUGAGCCAAUACGGGUCUCGAAGAAUUUUCGGAUGUGCAAAGAAUGUCAUUCCUCAAUGAAGUUCAUCUCAAGGGACAAGAACCGGCAAAUAUUUAUUUCAGAUGGUUGCACCUAUCACCAUUUUAGCAAUGGCUCAUGCAGCUGUGGAGAUAUGUGGUAGAUGAAAAGUUGGUUUAACAUGAAAAAACUCUCUCUUGUACAUCACGAAAAAACUGUAGCAAUGUCUCACGAGGGUGACAUGCGACCAGCUCAAAAGUCAGAUUACACCAUCUCGACUGAAAAAAAAGGCACCAUCUUCAACCCAUGGGCUGCAAAUAUGGUUUGCUCCAAGGAAGAUUCGAAGCCUGGAGCUCUUGCAAAGUUCUGAGGGAGCAAGGGGCAAGGUUGGCCAGAAUUAUGUUAGAAGUGAGAUGUAUGUUUUAUGAUUUCAUCAUAUAAAACUUGUACAUGGGUGGCUCAUAGUGCUAAUAAGUUGUUGAUGAUGGGGGACGAGUUCAGCCAUGCUCUUGAGCUCUUCAGCUGUUGAUUUACAGGUAACUGAUGGCCUAGAUGGGGCAGCAGGCCGCCUAGCCGUAUUUGUUUGCGUAAGCAUUGUGAUUUGUCUCUCUGAUGUACAGCAGUACUCCAAGGUUUCUAGUUACUACCCAUUAUACGGUGCGCUGGUGCAGCGGGGGCUGAAAUGUUAGCUUACUUGCAAGGUCGUCAGCUGGUUUUGAGAUAGAAUUUACAGCAAACUUUGUUGGAGACUGAUUGUUCUUGAAAUGUAGCUUCUCGCGUGUUGUAGCUACUCGUGCGUGAUUGUAAUGACAUCAGUAUAUGAUAAUUUCUGGGUCGAACAGAUUCAUGUGUACAACUGAUAACUUUUAUGUUC
This is a messenger RNA of Brachypodium distachyon (stiff brome), 3555 nucleotides long. RefSeq names its product pentatricopeptide repeat-containing protein At5g04780, mitochondrial. The transcript has a single exon. NCBI's taxonomy places the organism in Eukaryota, Viridiplantae, Streptophyta, Magnoliopsida, Poales, Poaceae. Gene Ontology annotation, biological process: RNA modification. Gene Ontology annotation, molecular function: RNA binding; protein binding; zinc ion binding. Bases 7 to 2844 code for a protein of 945 amino acids. The record is from RefSeq and is a predicted model, not a curated record.